This is a messenger RNA of Necator americanus (New World hookworm), 1542 nucleotides long. RefSeq lists its product as uncharacterized. The record is from RefSeq and is a predicted model, not a curated record. The transcript has 10 exons. NCBI's taxonomy places the organism in Eukaryota, Metazoa, Nematoda, Chromadorea, Rhabditida, Ancylostomatidae. The coding region runs from base 1 to 1542 and encodes 513 amino acids.
AUGUACGGUCUUUCAUCAUUUGGAAAAGCUGCCUCACGGUUCAUUCUCCACGAAAGUCGAGCUGCUGAAUUGUUGGAGGAGGUUGAUGAGGACGAUCUCUUGUUGAAUACUGGUCUGAAUCCUGAACCGCCGAGUGGAAUCCGUCUGACCGUUAUUGUUUCCGUGACGGUUCUACUUGUAGCGUACUGUAUCGCUUCGGACCAUUUGACGCUGUUCUGCUAUUUGAGUGUCUGUGCUCUCGUUGGCUUCCUUAUCGUGAUUGUCGUUAAAUGGCGGAUCAAAUCCUUCGUUAGAAAGUUGGGCGAAUUGGAUGGAGCGGCCAGAAAAGCGAAUCGAGCAUUGCUUCAGAGAGAAAUGUUAGCUUUCGGACUUGGUCUACCCAUAUCGCAAGCUCUGUCUUCUUGUCGACUUCGUCUUCUUUGUUGUUGUCGAGAGAAUAUUCUGUGGUUGAAUUCGUUAGCACAACGUGUUGUUUCUGCUGGAUUCAUGUCAGAGGAAAGUUCUCGUCUGGUGAGCAGCUUCUACACAGGAGAAAUGCAGGAUCUUGUACACAGCUGUACUUUGGAGACCUCUGAAGUCACUCAAAGAGAGAUAGGGGCUCUUCUUGAUUUGUUUAUACUUCAUCGAAGCGAAGUUCUUCGUCUCAUGGUACUGUACCUGUCUCGUUCUCCCAUCUCGUCAACUGUAACUCUUUUACUUCGCGUGUGCUUCCAACUUGAUCACGAAAUCGACGGUCAUAUUGAACGGUUAAACGUUCUUAUAAACUCAUUAUCACGUAAGCGUUCCAUUCAACGAAAAAUUCGACCGUCAUCGGAAUUGAAAUCUAUGGAUGAAUUAAAUGCUGUAGCUUUAUCGCUUGAAGAUAUUAUCAGUGGAAUCAAUAACGGGGAAUUGAGUGCAGAUGAAGUGAAGCGAGCACUCAACCGUGUGCUUUCAAUGAAAGCCUUUGUUGGUCCCACGUUGAAAAAAGAUGUUGAUAAUGCGAUUGAAGACGUCAAACUAGUUGACAGUCAUGAUACAGUCAAACAGAGUCCGAUGAUCAGUGAAUACGUUCCGAGAGCUCCUGUUUCUGAUGAGGUAUUUGAGGUGAUUGCAUCACAUGAAGAUGUUGAGGAACAAGACAUUUGCUAUUUUGAUAUGGAAAACAGUGCUCGCCAGCAAAGUCGUGAACUCAUGAAUGAGCUGCGCAUGAUAUUGGCGGAUCGAGCCACUGAGUUCGCGGCCAGAGAGCGACGCGCGCUUGCCGCGUUCUACGGGAUGUCGGACGCUGAGCUGGACGCGCUCGAAGAAUCACAGAAGAGUGAGUCCCGGAGGUGUCCUGAGGAUAAUGAGUCCCGGACAGAUGCUGACCUAACUAAGGCCCCAGCAUCGGACACAUUUUAUGAGUUUUCAAAUCAGAACGAACCGUUCACUGUUGAGGACGAGAGCAACUCCGAGAGAGAUUCAGGAGAACGACAUGCUCGUACUUUACCCAGUGAUCUUCUAGCCGCUCUUCGUUUACGGUCGGUCGCUGAGCAAACUAUCGGGGACGAUGAGGAUUAG